AUGCAAGUAGCCUUACAGCCAAAUUGUCAUGGUUUGUCUGUCACCAGGUUCAUGGAUCCCUUUGUAUAUGGAGAUUAUCCAGGAACAAUGAAAACUAUUGUUGGCACCAGGCUUCCUCGUUUUACCAAAAAUCAAUCAGAAAUGGUUAAGGGAUCAAUCGACUUUAUAGGACUGAAUUAUUACACUAUUAAUUUUGCCAAAGACACAAAGCUUAUCCAGGAGCCAAGGCAUUACGUGGGUGAUCGAUUAAAGUUGUUCCAUUUGCAUUUCUCUCUUCUUUCUAAUCUAAUUACAUGUAUUUUCAAUUUGAUCCCUCAGCAAACAUACCCUAACUUACCAUGGGGUUUACAAGGAUUUUUGGAGUACUUCAAGAAUGUUUAUGGCAAUCCUCCUGUUUAUAUCCAUGAAAAUGGCCAAGUGAUGGAGUAUAAUUCAUCAUUGAAUUAUCUAUCAAGAGUAGAGUAUUUGCAAGGUCAUAUUGGGGGUGUGCUUGAUGCAGUGAGAAAUGGAUCGAAUACAAAAGGGUAUUUUGUGUGGUCGUUCUUGGACUCGUAUGAGUUAUUGUUUGGAUAUGACUACACCUAUGGUCUAUAUUAUGUUAACUUUAGUGAUCCGAGUUUUCCUAGGAAUCAGGAUUUUUGA
This is a messenger RNA of Chenopodium quinoa (quinoa), 642 nucleotides long. Its product is annotated as cyanidin 3-O-glucoside 5-O-glucosyltransferase (acyl-glucose)-like. Gene Ontology annotation, biological process: carbohydrate metabolic process. The record is from RefSeq and is a predicted model, not a curated record. The transcript is spliced from 4 exons. Lineage: Eukaryota; Viridiplantae; Streptophyta; Magnoliopsida; Caryophyllales; Amaranthaceae. Bases 1 to 642 code for a protein of 213 amino acids. Gene Ontology annotation, molecular function: beta-glucosidase activity.